This is a messenger RNA of Symbiodinium sp. CCMP2456, 750 nucleotides long. The record is from the annotation of a GenBank genome assembly. NCBI's taxonomy places the organism in Eukaryota, Dinophyceae, Suessiales, Symbiodiniaceae.
AUGUGGGCCGAAAGUCUUCAGGAGUGUUACGAGUCCGGCCUGACUCAAUUCUUCUGUCCCAUGGAUGAUGACAUCACACUGAUCCCCAUGUCGCGGAACCUGCUCUGCAAGGUCUGCAGCAUCGAGGCCUUCGUGGACAGCGACCCGCGGGCGGGGGUCCUCACAGGCCGCCUGCACUUCGGCCCAAACCAGCGAGGUGGGGAGGCUGACGAGAGCCUUCUCUGGGGCUACCGGCUGACCUUCGUGGAUGCCUGUGGGGCGGAACUAUCGGAGUUUGGGAAGGUUCCAAAGCGAAACUACCCUCCGGCUGUCUGCUGUGAUCCAUGGCGCUACAGCUUUGAUCUGAAGUCCGUGGCUGUUCCUGCUGGCGCAACAGCCAUUCAGAUAAGUCCGUACAAGGAGAAUUGGCAUCUGCUGGGAGGAGCCUCUGUCGGCUUCGUCGAUCUUCAGGUUACUUCGUCUACCACGACAAGUCAAACUACGUCUUUCACGAACACCACCGCAAGCACAACGACAACCAGCAACAGCACGAUCACGGGCACGACAACCACAUCCACGUACUCCAGCACCAGCUACACAACCACGAGGUCAGCGACAAGCGUCACCACGCUGUCCAGCUCCACCGUUACCACGAUAACUGUUUCGGCCACCACGACGACCGGAACUCUCACCGCCAGCGGAGCGCUGCUGGCGAAGCCGGACGGGCUGAGCCUCAUGCUCGCGCUAGCUCUCAUGCUCGCGCCCAUAUGA